Molecule: messenger RNA, 309 nt
Organism: Cylicostephanus goldi
Lineage: Eukaryota; Metazoa; Nematoda; Chromadorea; Rhabditida; Strongylidae
Source: the annotation of a GenBank genome assembly
AUGUGGUGCAGAGAAGGGCCAGUAGAAAGUUUAUUAGCUUAUCCUGAUAGUAGUUUUGUUACCGUUAGGACAAUUUGUUCAAGCAUUUUCGAUGCGCCGGAUGUGACUUCGCAUUCAUGGGUGCAAAGCACAUUGAGCACAAUGGAAAAGCCUACUGUGAAAGUACUUACGGCAUUCACUUUUUCAUCGCGUAAAAAGCGGACCGAUUUCAGAGAUAAGGUUCUCAACUUUGACAUGCGUCCCAUGUGUAAGAAAUGCUAUCGUCGGAAGGAUUUUCGCGAGUAUCUGAAAGAAGGUCCUCAUCUUUGA